CGUCAAAUACUUUAAAAACGAAAAUAUUUUUAUUUUCUCGAAGUUGGCGGCAAUUAUUGAUAAACUUUCUGAAAAAGUAAUUGUAUUUAUUGAAAACAUGAUAGUUAUCAGUAUUUUAGAUGAAUUUUAUUAACACUUACUAAACAAUGGCGUUAACAUCGUACUUUCAAGUUUUAUUGUCGACUGUUUCUCUAGCACUUGGCGCACAUGUUGCUUACAAGUACAUGAAAAGUAAGAAAAAGGUUGAGCGAGAAAUUCAAGAGGUUAUUAUGUUUUCUUACCAUAGCGUUGACUUGAAAAGGAGUAAAUAUUCUCGAUGUAUGGUCUCGCGAAGUAUGGAAAGAUUGCUAUACUAUUUAACUACCCCAAAAUAUACAAUAGAUAUAUGUAUGUAUGUGUUUACAAAUGUAGAUCUUGCCAAUGCAUUGUUGAAGAUGAAUUAUAAAGGAGUUACAAUAAGGAUCAUAGUGGAUGCUGACAUGGCUUUUUCUACGGGCUCAAGCAUAAGGAGGUUGGAGAAACAUGGUAUUCCAGUGCGAUGGAUGAAAUCAACAAAUUUGAUGCAUCACAAAUUUACCCUUAUAGACGCAUCAUGCGAAGACGAUUCCGUAACUCCACUAGUGAUAAUGGGGUCUUUGAAUUGGACCAAUCAGGCUUUAAGUGGUAAUUGGGAGGAUGUAGUGGUGACUUCGCAGAAAGAGCUUGUAAAGCAAUAUAAAGAAGAAUUUGACAGACUAUGGGUUGUUUUUAAACCUAUUGUUAAUUGAUUUUGAAAGAGCCUAUUGUUGAUUAAAUUUAAAUUUUGUGUAAUUUAUUGAUUUUGGAAUUUGAGAUUAUCACAGGGUUUUCUUAAAACAAGUGAGAAUUGUUGAAAGAUAAAAAUGAUUAUAUCAUUGGGUAAUGUAACCUUACUUGGUAAGACCAAUUAAGGUAUAGACCUAUAAAAUAAAUAUUAAGUUUUUUUAUAGUUUAACACUGAUGUCUCUUUAUUAUAUCUAAGCACUAUUUUUGAUUAGAUCAAAAACUUGUAAACUAGAUUUGAUAAGUAAAUAGAAAGUGUUUAAAAAUAUUUUCAAAAACUAUUUAGUCUUAAAAAUAUUUUAAAUUAAUCAAAUGCUGCUGAAUAGUAUUUUCUAAUUACUUUGGCAUAAGUAAUUGGUGCAUAAAAUUAUAUGUAUGAUACAUUAAACGCUUUCAUACAAUUCUAAUAAGUAAAACAUAGUAUUAAGAUUACAAAUCUAUGCAAUAUUUU
Plodia interpunctella (Indianmeal moth) is the source of this 1252-nucleotide messenger RNA. RefSeq lists its product as uncharacterized. Gene Ontology annotation, cellular component: mitochondrion. Gene Ontology annotation, biological process: piRNA processing. The transcript has a single exon. NCBI's taxonomy places the organism in Eukaryota, Metazoa, Arthropoda, Insecta, Lepidoptera, Pyralidae. Gene Ontology annotation, molecular function: RNA endonuclease activity producing 5'-phosphomonoesters, hydrolytic mechanism. The coding region runs from base 147 to 767 and encodes 206 amino acids. The record is from RefSeq and is a predicted model, not a curated record.